Messenger RNA from Durusdinium trenchii, 6034 nucleotides. NCBI's taxonomy places the organism in Eukaryota, Dinophyceae, Suessiales, Symbiodiniaceae. The record is from the annotation of a GenBank genome assembly.
AUGGUGGUGGGUGGUGACGUAGUGUUCGUUAGCUGCCGAGGAAACCAGGGACUUGUGAGAGUCCGCGGCCGUGCGGUGGAGGUGGAUGGAGACUUAGGAGUGGUCGUCUUGGCCUGUCAGAGCUCAAUUGGCCGUCACCUCGACCAAAAGAUAGAGGCCGGCGAGGAAGGCAAGCGUCUCACUUUUUUGAAAGUUCCACUCUCUGCUGCCAGCACAAAAACUCCACCUGGGUGGGGGUCAGUCGUCGGAGGCUCUGCUCCAGAGUUAGACGAAGCUCUCCCACUAUGGGACAAGGUGUCGAAAGAAAUGGCACUGGAAAGCAGCGAAGCCGAGGUGCAGUCCCCGGCUAUGCAACCCAAAAAAGUGAAAACCUCAAUGGCGGCGGCUGGUGGUCGCAAAAGUCAGCCGUCUGGUUUAGCGGAGGAGCUGCAGCGAAUGCAGCAGGACCUGUGGGGAAAGUCGGGGGGGGGCAGCAGCGAAGACGAAAGCAGCGAAGAAGAGACAGAAGAAGAGCUUCCCCCCCGUUCUCGCAAGCACUUGGCUCCAGGUGCGAGUGCGUUAAAGAAGCCUUCGAAGAAGGACUCAGCUGCGUCCAGCAGCAAGUCGAAGCGAGACAAUCCGCCCGGUCUCGAAGAAGUGAUGGGGCAAGCAGUCGCUUCCGGCGCGGACGCCACUCAGCUCCUUCCCAUGAUGAUGAUGGCCUACAUGAUGAAGCAAGACAAGGCGGCCGAGGAAAAGAAGAAGCGAAGCAGAAAGAAGGGCAGGUCCCUUGGUGGUUCCGGCUCCGACACCUCAAGCGAGACGGAGGACGAAGAGGCCGGUGGGUUGAAGGCAGUCGACGCCUUGAACCACAUGCAUCGGCGGAUUACCCGUCACCCGAAACGAUUGAUUCGGGAAUUCGAAAAGACAAUCGUGGAAGAGCUUGGGGUAGUCCCAGGACAAGCUUGGAGUGUAAAAGAGUGGGUUCGGAAGCAGAACUUCGGCAAGUUCAAGGGGCUGUACCGGGCGACUAUGAUGGACGUGGCUGUGUACGAGUUCUUGAGAGGCGGCGACGAAGCAGCGGCAGCUGCCCAGUUGACUCAGAACAUCAAAGCCAAGAUCCAGUGCUGCUUGGCCGGAGGAGAUUGGUCCACAGCAUGGUUGCUGACAGGCCUGCAAGACCCGCUGCUUCGCCGCGAAUGGGCGGGAACGCGGGAAGAGAUGUCGAUCGUCAGCGGCUAUGUCCGAGCAUUAUCCAAGGUCAGGAAGCAUGUCAAAGAGGCGCACCAGAGCGCCGAGACGAAGGAAGACCAAGAGAAUUCAAAGUUUUUGAAGUUCUUUGACUGGCAGAAGAGUGUCCACAGUAGCGAGCCGGUUCUGACUGGCUAUGUUGAACAAGCACCACUUUUCCCUUGCUCCUUGCCGUUCCCCGAGGCUUUCAAAGUCAGUGGGGAGGCAAUCGCUGGCGAAGCGAGACGGUUGCAUUGGGCCAAAGCUUACUUGAAUUUUUGGGUAGCAUGGUCUAACUACAUCGUCCUGGGUUGCCCUGAUUGUCGGGGGAAGACUAGAGAGCCGCGAGGAGGCUUUGUAAAGUCUGCUGAAGUGCACACACUUUGCAUGAGCUUGCUUGGCGAGGUGGUCGAAUUCAUCGAUGUAGGUUUUUGUACAGAAUCGGUGAGCUUUGAUGGUAGCCGUUCCGUUGUGGAUGAGGCUUUGACGAGCUUGCAGAAGAUGGAUGCAUGUUCAGGUGCAGGCGAAGAAUCCGGGAGACUUGCCCGGAAGCUGAAUGUCGCCAUUCCGGUGGUGUCUGAACGUGUGGCAAUCCCAGCGAAGGCCGGAUCAGUUGACCCGCUGGCCUGGUUGCCACCAGAAAGGAGAAGUGUGGUAGAAGACUUGGGGCAGCUUUGUUUGGCAGAACCUUUGGGAGGAGGGCCUGCGCGUCCCUGUCACCAGGUGUCUGAGAAGGAGGAAAAGAAGUUGAUCCAGCGCUUGUUAGCUGCGCAAAUGAUCACCCUGGUGUCGGAGGACGAGCUAGAGCGCACUGCAGAUGGUAGAUUGUUGGUUGGUGGCUUUUUCUGCGUUCGAAAGAACAAUGUCGAAGACCGGUUGAUCUUUGAUAGGCGGCCAGCCAAUGCUAUGAUGCAGCGCUUGGAUUGGGCUCAUCUCCCGGCCGGAGCCUGCCUGGCAAAGCUGCUUCUGGAGCCUGACGAGUUCCUUCGUGGCUCGGGAGAUGACUUGAGAACGUACUAUUUUUCUUUGGCUCUCCCACAGAAUGCCUAUAAGUUCAAUGCUGUAGGUCGUAGGGUUGACCCCAAAUUGGUCGCUUCCCUGGGAAAAGACCCCUCUGUUCCGCAUCGAGCAGCUAUGCGAGUCUUGGGUAUGGGAGAUUCAAAUGCCUGCGAUAUUGCGCAAGCAGUUCACGAAUACGUGUUGGAGCAGCAUGGUCUCCUUUCCCCCCAGUCAAAAAUGGUCUAUGGACGCCACCUUCCUGAUGGACCCACGCUGGAAGGGGCCUACCUGGAUGACCUACUAGUGAUUGGUCGCGUAAAAGCAGGAAGAGAUGUGGAAGUGGAUGGCUCUUUUGAACCUCCAGAGCCGCGACCUUCGGAUCCGGACAUGCGGCAAGUGAGAGCAGCAGAGUUAGCUUAUGAGCACGCCGGCUUGGAGCGAGCUUUGCAUAAGUCUUUUCGAGCUGAGCUGAACUUCAAAGCAUGGGGAGCAGAGAUAGAUGGUGUGAAAGGCACAGCCGGCGUGCCAAUAGCGGUCCGUCGGCAAGUGUGGCAUCUCUUUAGCCGGGUGGUAGUGAUGGGCAAGGGCACUAAGAACUUGUUGCAACGGUUGCUGGGGUACGCUGCUUUUUGCUUCCAGUUUCGACGGGAAUGUUUUUCAUUACAACACCAUGUAUACAAGUACUUGGAUAGUCUGACCGACGACAAGGUGUAUAGGUUUCCUGGUUUUGUAUUAGAUGAACUGCGGGGAAUGAUGCUACACCUUCCAUUUUGUUGCUGGAAUAUGAGACGUUCUUUUGCGGAAGAGAUCAUAGCAACGGAUGCAACGCCCAGUUCAGGAGGAGCAACAAAAGCUUGCCUGCCAAAGGCCCUUGCUCAGAAGUUGUGGAAGCACACAGAGGUUAGGGGCGAAGCCGUCCGCCUAGACCGCGAUGCUUCUGAAUUUGAUUGGGUCAUGGGAAGAGAACCGCGUGAACCUUCCCGCUUUGCUAGCCAAGUAGGAGAAAGUCUGCAGUGGAGGAUUGCUUCAAGCUAUCACUUUAGGCACACAGCUCACAUCAACCUACAAGAAGCACGGGCAGUGAAGCGAGAAGUGGUGCGGCUGGCCAGCGCUCCUCUUUCCCGUGAUCGGGUGCAUUUCUUUUUGAACGAUAGCAGAGUGGUGGUGGGCGCCUUUACAAAAGGUAGGUCCUCUUCUUUUCGGUUGAACGGGCUUCUUCGAUCGACGUUGCCGUACCUCAUUUUGUCACGCAUGGUUCUGGGCUUCCUUUGGGUGGAGACGGACAGCAACCCAGCUGAUCACCCUUCCCGUUUUCGUGAACUUCCUUGGCAAAAACCCCCUCCUCUUUGGAUGCGGAAGCUAGGCGUCGAUUUUUUGGCAAAGCCUGGGCUGGAAGUUUUUACGGAAAGUGCAAGGCUGACUCAAGCUUGUUUGCAACAAGGCUUGUCCAUGUUCGAACCUGUAGACGCCAGCGCUACGUGGAUCGAAGAGGCAAUUUGUCAAAAGAAAAUUGGUUGGAUAUGGUUAGCCCCUCCGUGUGCCACGUUCUCUGCACUCAGAAAUUUGGACAGAGGAGGGCCCUUACGGCCACGUGGCAACCUUCUGGGGAACGAGAGGAACCCCGACAUAGCGCUGGGAAACUUUUUGUGGCGACGCGCGUUGUAUUUGGCUGAACUUGCGAAUGUUGGCUUGACCAGAGCCUACAGGUGGUUGCGCUGGUGGGUGGCCGACAAGAAGCACACUAGCAAGAUUUUUCCUGGCACACGCUACUUGUGGGACAAGCAUUUCAAAGAGGGUUUGCGGUCCCACUCUAGCCAGGGGGAACGCUCUCAAGUCCAAGCGCCGCGGCGGCGCACAGAGCGGAAGCGAAGCUCAUCUCCAAAGCAUAGCCAGCAAAGGGGCAGGCAAGCAAAUCGAGGUGAUCUUCCACCCCCCUCGUUAGAGGACCCUGGUAGCUCAGCUGGAGGUGUUUUGGCGCGGCGAGGUCAAGUGUUGCGCGCAGUGGAACUCGCUUCAAACGAACUGACCCCAGAAGAGUUGGCAGCUUUAGACGACCCUGGGUUUAGACAGCAGGCUGCAAGAUGGCGUUCUGGCAGUGGCUCACGGCGGGUCUCGGCGGCCUUCGCCCGCCUGUUGACAUCUCUGUAUACUAUUUUCCCUGGCUGGGCCACGGCUGAUGGGUUGGCACAGUCGGCAGCCCCGCCCAUAGUCGAGGCCUUGCCCUUUGACCAGAGUUCUCAGCCUUCGUUGCGGGUGUGGUGGCUUCGCUUCAGCAUGGGCUGGCAAAGCUCCCUGAGAUGGAUGGUUAGUUAUCGGAGGACUCUGUGGGCACUUUUGCUGUUGCUCUUAUUUCCGCGUGUGGUGGCCGCUCUCAUCGCUACUGUGGUGCGCCUCUUCAUUCGGUUGAUGCUCGCAAUUACCACUCGACUCCUUCGUGAUCUAUGGCUCGAGCUUGGUGGUGUGGUGAACCAGUUGUCUUCCGUGUCUCAGGGAGUGGAGACCGCUUUGAUGUCCCAACUGGAGCAAAUCUUGGUAGAUUGGUGGCCUCCGGCCACUUCUCAACCCUCCCUCCAACCGGCUGACCCUCCUGCCGGGACGCCUGCCGGCCUUUGUUUACCUUGUUUUCACUUUGAGAAUGCGGAGCGCUUCUUCUUUGUCAAGGCCUUUGGCCGAGGCUCGUAUGACAAGGAGACGACAAUUCUCAAAAAGUCCUUCUGGGAAGUCGCCACCGCCAGCCCCGAUGCCGCGCUUCUGAAAAUAGCACAGCAGUAUGCAGCUGCGGAAUUGGUUUUUGAUGUGUUUCAGUGCUUCGUACUGUGGUGGCUGAUCGAGGAAAAGAAUGCGCAGCUCAAAGAAGAGAACUGGCAAGGUGCGCGGCCUGCAGGUCAAAAGCGCGCCACGGCCAAGCAGCAGGGAUGGAGAGCAGGAGGAGCACCGCCCACGCCGGCAGAAGGGAACGCGCGUGUUGCUCGAAGCCGACGCGACGGUGUUGCUCAGCUGCGAUGGAUCGGGUACCCCUUAAAAGAGCUUCUGGAUCAGAAGGUGGAAAGCUUCAAGGAAAUCCUCCCACCAAUGGUGAAAUUGUUUCAGGGGAUCGAUGGCGAACAAAUGCUGGAGCUCGCAGACUUCUUUGUUCACGUGGUGGAGACGACCAUGGACACCUUCUGGGUCGAUGGUCUACAUCUGUACCACGACCUGGCAAAGCGUCGUGAAGACCAAGCGGCCUGGUCCGGCCUAGCCGACAUGGAUCUCAUUCAGCAAGUCUUGGCCCAUCCGCAAGAGGUAAGCCUCCGGCUGCAGCGGUCUCAGGAGAUGAAGGACCUGAUGGCUAUAGCCAAGACUUGCCUUCAAGGACCCAAGUUUCGGGUGACGCCCGAGGAGUUCAACGAGUUGGAACAGCUCAACAGCUUUCAGCAGCUGCUCUACAAGGUGGAACAGGGAGAAGCCAAGGCGCUGGCAGAUGAGACGCCCAUUGUGGCCAACUCACCGGUGCAAGAUGGCGCAGUUCGCGCCAUCUAUGCCGGGGUGCACCAGGCUCCCCUGCUGCACCCAGCGCCUCCUGUGCCGGCUGUGUGGACCCCAGCUCAAGUCAGUUUGCGCCAGCAAGGAUUUUCAAACAUGGAUGAAGGCUUCUUGUUGAGGAAUAAGGCUGUUGCGCCGUGAAGUCACAUUUGCAAAAAAGAUCAUUGCCAAACAGCCAAGUGAACCUGUGCGGGCUGGAUCUUUUUUUGGGGAGAAAAUUAUUUUCAAAAAGGCAAAUGCUAGAAACUAAAGAUCGACAUUACAACAACACCUCUGCAUAUCGUUUUUCCAUGGUUUUUCCUGC